Messenger RNA from Cannabis sativa, 760 nucleotides. Its product is annotated as auxin-responsive protein SAUR21-like. The record is from RefSeq and is a predicted model, not a curated record. Gene Ontology annotation, biological process: response to auxin. The transcript has a single exon. NCBI's taxonomy places the organism in Eukaryota, Viridiplantae, Streptophyta, Magnoliopsida, Rosales, Cannabaceae. Bases 171 to 596 code for a protein of 141 amino acids.
AAAAAAAAAAUCUUUUUAGAUAAUAAAUCUAAUUUGAAUAGUACUAGACCAUGCACUAGGUAACCGAGAUAGUCCAGCCUAUAAAUACGAACUGAAGUAAUAGAUAAUCAAAUUUUCUCUAAUUAAGCACUCUAAUCUGAUAAUUAAACCUAAUUAAUUAAGAGAAUUUAAUGGCAAUGCCAAUAGGGUACUUAUCUACCUCUUGUAAUGUCCACACCAAUAACAACAACAAUAAUAAUAAUAAGAAGAAGAAGAUAAUGAUGAGUGUGGCAUCUGGAUUAUUGAACAACACCAUCAAAGCUCUUCGAAUUGCAGUAGUAAUACCAGUUUCGGGGAUUAAUAAAGAAGUUGCUUAUUUGAUCAAGUCUAAAAAAUCCUCCAUUCCUAAAUACCACUUUGCUGUCUAUGUUGGAGAACAACAAGAAAAGAAGCGUUAUGCAGUACCUGUUUCGUACUUAAAUGAGAAUAAGUUUCGAGAACUGCUAAGCAUGGCUGAACAAGAAUUCGGAUUUGAUCAGCCGGAAGGACUUACCAUUCCCUGUACAGAAGACUUCUUCAUUGAUUUCACUUCUCGAUUGCAGUUUAAUUUGCUGUAAAUAUCUUAAUUGUAGGAGUGCAAACAAUUUUAUUAAGUUGUAGAGACCAUAUGCAUGUAUACUAUUUUUCAGUCUUUUAUCUUCUCUUUUGAGUUGUCUAUAUAAGUAGCCAAAAGAGGAAAAAAAAAUUAAAUACGAUGACAAAAAUGUUACUUUUUUAUGUA